AUGUAUGUUUCAGAGCGCCUAAAUCGCAGCGAUGCUGAAGACAAAAGCCUUUCAAAUGACGAGGCACCGUUACCGAUGUGUCCUCGACAGCCUCCUGAUGGUGUGGAAACGCCUUCUGAUGCGAUUGAGAAGAUACCAGAUUUACCCACUAGAUUACCCCCACGCUUGCCCUCAAACUGGCCGACCACUCGCCCACGGUUCUCAUAUACAUCUAGAACUCAAGAUGCGAGAAGCGAAGCCAGUGUAAAGGAUAAAAUAGCGAUGUUUUCAUCAGAUCUUGCAAUAUCCUCCGAUCGCAUAGACAAAUGUGGCACUUUGCCGGUUAGAUCUCAGUCUACUAUAAGAAAAAGUGUUACACCUUGUGUCAAAAACUAUACAGAAAUAUCGUCGUUAGAUAGGCGACUAACGAAAUCACAGGAUAACCUUGAUGAUACACCACGGUCGUAUAAAAGACACACGGAGCGACCUGAGGUUUUAGGUGGUGGUGAAAAUACAAUAAUAGAAACUAAACCCAUAAAAUUUAUUCAAAAAGAAGUAUUACAGAAACCAUUAUUCUAUGGCAGUACCAAUACUUUAGCUUCAGAGGCCACAUUCACAAGACCUGUUUUCCAUGGACGCAGUAUUAGUGAAGAUAAUAGUUCCAAACAUUCGGGAUCGCACAAGUCAAACUUAGAGUAUUUAAUAGAACAACGGAAAAAAUCAAUGUCGAAGUUACGAGGUUUAGUUAUACCUGAAAUGCAAGCACCCAUUAUAGAUUUACCUGAAAUAAAAGUCAAAGACAACUUAUCAAAAAUGUUCCUACAAAAAUCUAUAAAACCAGAAGUUAAGAGUGAAAAUAAGGUCAGCAAUGUUAGAGCAUUAACUUUCAAUGAUAGUAAAUGGAAAACAAAUUUCUUGCCUAAUAAUCUCCCCAAGUAUUCGCCUGCUUUUAAAAGGAAGUCAUUGCAAGUCUAUACACCGACAUCGUGCUUAUCUAAAGAAUCAACUCCAGAACGGAAAUUUGCUGAAAAAGUGGAAACUAUUAAUAAAAUUAACGCUGUUCAAAGUUUGCACAAGCCCUUAAGGGCUUCUUCAGAGAUAUCCAGAACCCAUUACAUUAAUUCUCCACUUGUAUAUAAGCAAUAUGAUAAAAAUAAUUUUAAUAAUAUACACAACUUUAAGAACGUUGAAGUUAAAAUUUGUACUACAACUGAGGUGAUUGACAGUGACAAUGAUUCAGCGAUGAGUUCCACUCAAUCCAGCUAUCGAUCUUCAGCUUCAUCGCCUAUGCAGCAUUUAGACCAUGUGGAAUCUGACAGCUCUCGCAUGUCACCCAAAAUUUUACACUAUGCUACAUACGUUAAGUCCGACUUUUUAGCAAAACCAAUCCACAUUGAUAAAAAUGCUGACGAAUACAUUAAACGGAAGGUCUGCCGUUCAGUAUCAUCAGAAACAAAUGUAUCUCUCAGUUCUUCAGCUGGAUCUGGUGCAACCUCCGGAUCGCAGGCGAGUUGUAGUUCUUUAGAAAGUUCUGUGGCAGACUCAGACAAGAGAAGAGUUUCAAAAACUUAUAAUGUCGAUACAAUAAAUAGAAGGAAUAUCCUCGCUUCUGCAAAAUGUAGGAGUGGUAGAGAUGCAAAGCUUAACUCGCCGGUAAUUGAAACUAAAUUCUCGCAUGAGUCUCAUGACAGAUCUCCUAGCCCAAUUUCUAGACCGCCUGAACGCCUUUCUACGCUCCCAUCCAAUGUGAGUGUCAUAACGAAUAAAGGCGACAGCAGGCGACGCAACAAAAUUGUUGUUGAAAGUGACUCUGACUCUGAAAGUGAAAUAACUAUUCGGCAAAGAAAGUCUGAUUUUAAGAACUCUAGAUUAAAACGAAAUUUGUCAGCAAAUAAUAAAACAAAACAAAAUGGUGUACCUGUUGAAACUGAUAGAAAUGAUGAAGUUCCACAAGUCAUUAAAGACAAAAUAAUGACGGAGAUUAAUAAAGCUGGACUGGAUGAUUAUAGUAGGAUAAGUAAGAAGACUACUUCCGAAAACAGCAAGGUUUAUCAAGGGACAACAGUAAAUAAUCAUAAUUAUAGAUUCGUGAAAAAUGAAGAAAAUAUUAAUACUAGUAUACAAGGUCAGAAAGAUUUAAAAAGUAGAAUCAAUGUAAAAUCUACUACACCAUUAAAUCUUAAAAUUACAUCACCUCAGUUGACUAAGAAUGAUACGCAACAACACGAAUGUAAAGAUAUUGGUAAAAUUGAAACUCAGAUAAUUCAUCUCAUAAAAGAAAAUGGUGCAGGCGUAGGUCUUAUAUUAGCUGGAGGUACAGAUUGUGAGGCAAAAGAUGUUACGGUCCAUCGUGUCUUAUCAGACAGUAUUGCAGCCAAGGCAGGAAUCAAAAAGGGAACAAAAAUUAAAAGUAUUAACGGCUGCCCAAUGACAGGCCUUACACAUGCGCAGUCGGUGUCGAUUUUAAAGGAGCAACGCUCUGAGGUCAUAAUCGAAAUUGAAAAUGAAAGAAACGGAAUCUCUAAGAAUUGCGGCUCUGACAAAGCGGAGUCGAAAGGCAAAACCAGUGUCAAGGAUGGCAAGAAAAGCAAUGCAUCAGUAGUUACUGUCCUUUUAGAAAAAGCCGGUGGCGGCGCUGGGUUAGGAUUUGGACUUGAUGGUGGGAGGGACUCGCCGAAUGGAGACAAACCACUUACUGUUAAGAAACUAUUUGCAGGUGGCGCUGCAGCUCAAAGCGGUCGUGUAUUGGUUGGUGCUGAACUUCUCUCGGCGGGAGGACAAUCGUUCGAAGGAUUCACACGUACGCAAGCGUGGGCGGCUUUAAAAGCUCUUCCUGCUGGACAAGUUGCUUUAGUAUUGAAAAACCCCAUAAAUUCCAAUAACUAG
This is a messenger RNA of Pieris macdunnoughi, 2865 nucleotides long. NCBI's taxonomy places the organism in Eukaryota, Metazoa, Arthropoda, Insecta, Lepidoptera, Pieridae. The record is from the annotation of a GenBank genome assembly.